Messenger RNA from Histoplasma mississippiense, 534 nucleotides. RefSeq lists its product with no specific name. The record is from RefSeq and is a predicted model, not a curated record. Lineage: Eukaryota; Fungi; Ascomycota; Eurotiomycetes; Onygenales; Ajellomycetaceae. The transcript is spliced from 2 exons. The coding region runs from base 1 to 534 and encodes 177 amino acids.
AUGAAGAAAUUAACCUCGCCUUUCUCAUUAAAUUCCAAGAGUCCCCAGAGUACAGUGCGAAGAAGUGUUUUGCUGCUCUUCCAGAAGAGGUGGUGGCAGACUGGGGAGCGAUAUGCAAAUGAUCGUGCUGGGUUUAAGGUUGAUGCCUCCGAGGGACUCCUGCGAGCGUACGGCGCCUCGCUUGUUGGAAGAACCACAGCAUUCCUAGAGAUUUGGGAGCGGAAGGGAAAAUCUGGCAGUGCUGGUCUUCGGGGAGAGCACAUACCCUUCUACAACUCCGCGGAACCCGAAAAUACCCCGCCGAGCCUCAUGCUUGGUUUCGACGAGUUCGGCAUACCAAUAGAAUAUAUCAAAAGGAGGAUCUUUUUUUAUAAUAUAGAAGAACUUCGAGGGCAAAAGAUCGAUAUGGCCUGGAGUGACUGGGCUCAACAGGUGAACAAUGCCAGGAAGAAGCUAGCAUGGAAUCGUUUUGGCACCAUUCUGUAUACCUACGCAACCACACCAAAGGACACGAAAACCUCGCGAGGAAAAUAA